Molecule: messenger RNA, 945 nt
Organism: Alternaria arborescens
Lineage: Eukaryota; Fungi; Ascomycota; Dothideomycetes; Pleosporales; Pleosporaceae
Exons: 1
Coding region: 1-945 (314 amino acids)
Cellular component (GO): cytoplasm
Molecular function (GO): oxidoreductase activity, acting on the CH-OH group of donors, NAD or NADP as acceptor
Source: RefSeq, a predicted model, not a curated record
AUGGCCCUCUUCUCACCCUCAAUAUCCGCUCUCCACACCCUAAAGUCAACACCAAAAACUAUUCUCAUAACGGGAGGAUCUUCCGGCAUUGGUCUGGCAACAUCAACCCUCCUCUCAACCCUGAACCCCUCCCACAACCUCGUCGUGCUUGACCUGCGACCCCCGCCCAAAUCCUUCAACCAUCCCUCCUCGAAUCUUCUAUUCCACGAGUGUGACAUCACCUCCUGGGUCUCCCAACGCGCUGGUUUUGAAGCAGCACACAAACGCUUCGGCCGUAUAGACUGCGUCUUCGUCAACGCAGGAAUCGCCGAACAAGGCGACCAAUUCUUCAACGACACGCUCGAUAGUGAUGGGAAACUCGCUGAGCCAGAUCGGAGAACGUUGACCCUGGAUAUGGAUGCCGCGGCCGAUACAACGAAACUCGCUAUCCACUACUUGCGGAAGAAUGGAAAAGACGGGGGUUCAAUUGUGUUAACAGCCAGUCUGGCAGGCUAUCUAGCUUCAGCAGGAGCACCAUUGUAUUCCGCGGCGAAACAUGGUGUUGUGGGCUUGAUGCGAGCGUUAAAGCAAGAGUGUGCGAAACUAGACAUUAGCAUAUCGGUUGUUGCGCCUGCGAUAACGGUCACGCCUAUUUUGACGGCGAACAACAGCGUCUUGGCUAUGGAGCCGGAUGUAUAUGCGAAGGAGAUGGCGAAAGCGGGUGUACCGAUUAACAGACCGGAAGCUGUUGCUUUGGCGGUGUGCUGGUUGUUGAACGAGGGGACCAAGGCCAAUGGUGCGGGCAUAUUCAUCCAAGCAGAUCGAUUUGCGGAUUUGGAGAAAGGCUUGGCGAAGAGCAGACAGGCGUGGAUGGGUAAGGAGAUGUUAGAUCUGUUUCGUGGGGGGAGAAACGCGCCAUUGUUUGCGAGGCUGGAGCAGGAGGGGGAGCCAAAGGCGAAGAUAUGA